Ceratitis capitata (Mediterranean fruit fly) is the source of this 3666-nucleotide messenger RNA. RefSeq names its product CLK4-associating serine/arginine rich protein. Lineage: Eukaryota; Metazoa; Arthropoda; Insecta; Diptera; Tephritidae. Gene Ontology annotation, molecular function: DNA-binding transcription factor activity. The coding region runs from base 204 to 3482 and encodes 1092 amino acids. The record is from RefSeq and is a predicted model, not a curated record. The transcript has 7 exons. Gene Ontology annotation, biological process: regulation of DNA-templated transcription.
UAAACGUCAAGUAAUAAUUUUGUGCUAUCUAUUGCCCGUCUGAGGCAAAAUUUUUUAAUGAACGUGAAAAGGAUUUUAAUCUAUUUCAGAUUCUGCUCGAAGACAGAAAUAUUUAGAAUAAAGUGUCUUGUUCUAUAUACGAAUGUGUAGAAAUACGAAUUCGACCAAUACACAGUUCCUAAAACAUUAACUAGGGGAGAAAAAUGUGGCACGAAGCUCGUAAGCAAGAGCGUCGAAUACGGGGCAUGAUUGUUGAUUAUCGCAAGCGUGCUGAACGUAGGCAGGACUUUUACGAAAAAAUUCAAGCGGACCCAACACAGUUCAUUCAAGUUCAUGGUCGAAGAUGUAAGAUUCAUCUUGAUCCAGCCACAGCUGCUGCAGGCGAUGGAGCCGCCAUCAUUGUGCCUUGGCAAGGACAACAAGAUAAUCUAAUUGAUCGCUUCGAUGUACGUGCUCAUUUAGAUUAUAUUCAGGCAUUGCCUAAGCCAAAUGAAGCAGAAAGUGCUGAACCAUCAGUUGAGGAGCGACAAUGCAAUUACGAAAGAUAUCGCAUUUUGGCACAGAAUGAUUUCUUAAAUGUUACUGAAGACAAAUUUCUUCAUCAACUGUAUCUCGAAGAACAAUUCGGGGCUAGUGCACAGUUGGAAGCAAUGGAACGUGCUUCAAGUAAAAAGAAGCAAUCUAAGAGCGGUGUUAGUAUCGGUUACAUAUAUGAAGAAGGUCAGGCAUCAACAACAUCAACCGGUCAUCCAUUUAAUCCAGCUACGCAAGAAAAACCCUCUGGUAAAUCCGAUAAGGGUUCUGAUUCAGAGUCAGAUUCUGAUAUGGAUAUGGACGUUUCUAUAGAUAUUUCUAAACUAGACACUGCACAAGCGCAUGAGUUGAAUGCUUGUGGCCGUAAUUAUGGUAUGGUAAGCAAUGACUUUUACUCAUAUCUAACUAAAGAUGCAGAUGAGGCUGAAGCUUUACGCAUUGCGCGUGAAGAAGAACAAGAAAAAAUGCUAUUAAGUGGACGAAAGUCGCGCAGAGAGCGUCGAGCACAGAAAGAACGUCGCAUUGCUUGCCGUCCCUUCAGCCCACCUAGUUACGCGGCCAAAGAAGAUAUUGGUGGCAAGAAAGAUAAAGAUGAAGAAAGUGAAUCACGCUCACCGUCGCCUGAUCCAAAUGCAGGGAAAAUUACUUAUAUCACAUCUUUUGGCGGUGAAGACGAGUUACAACCCCAUUCAAAAAUUUCUAUUAGUAUUGGGCGUACACCCCAAACUUUGGGAGAAGCUUGUGCCGGCGUGUCGGCAACAUCGCAAGCUACCUACGCACAAAAAGUGAAAGAGAAUUUGGAGAAACUCAAGCAAUUGAAUGAAGGUACAAAGCGUCUGGCAACGGCAGGUAAAACCAGCCGUUCUCGUAGCCGUUCCCGGAAACGUUCACGAAGUAGAAGUCGGAGCCGCCGUCGUAGUAAAAGACGCAGCCGAGAACGUCGCCGGCGACCUUACUCGAGGUCUCGUUCCCGUUCACGUAUUCGGAGUCAAAGCCGGAGUAGACGUCAUCGUCACAGAAGGUCACGUUCAAUUUCAUAUGAUCGUUCAAGGCGCAAACGACGUUCAAAACGUUCAAGCUCCACAUCAAAUUCAUGUUCACGAUCACGUUCACGCAGCGUACAUGGUGUGUCACAUAAACGACGGUAUAGAUCAACAAGCAGUUCCUCACAACGCUCCAGACGACGAAACUCCCGAUCUGUAUCCCAAAGCAGUCGACACUCGGAACGAAAGCAUAAACAGAAUUCAAAACAUAAAAAGUCAUCAGUAGAACGCCGACGAGCACGUAGUCGUACGCGCUCAAGAUCUCGAGCGAAACUUCUAAGCAGUACCACCACCUCUCAAAACUUACCUAAAAGCAAAACGAUUAGCUUAAACCCAGUCAAUACUUCUGCACACGCUACAUCAAGUACAACGUUGACCACUAUUAGUGCAACAGCCCCAAUGAUUAGUUAUCCAUUAUCAACGCGCAUAACGGCUAUGUCAACAGCAGUCGUUGCUGCAGUCAAUGAACCGCCACCGCCUCCACCAUCGGUCGACAUUAAGACUGCUACAACAACCCUCGCUUCUGGCAGUGCUGCGGCAAUUAAUUUAUUGCCACAGGUAGUGGAACCGCCACCACCACCACUCAAACGUUAUUAUGGACGCAAACGUGGAGAUGAUACAUCCGACUCGGAAAGUGGUUCUGCAUCGGACACAAAUGCCGAUGAAAAAGAAACAGCAAAACAGCAAGCGCCAAUCAGCGGCGAUGGAAAUGACAGUGACGAACGCAUGGAUGUGGAUACUACCUCUGAACGUUCCAACCCUUUGCCAUCAUCAUCAGCGUCAACCACUGGUAAACAAAUAGGCAAAUAUAGCACUACUGCUCCGGCGAAAAUCAAUCCAAGUUUUUCUAAUGCUACCGAAACCAAAACGUCAUCAUCAUCAUCUGCAACGCCACAGAACAGCAGUCGUAUGAAUUUACGCGAACGACUAAAGCGCAAAAUGCAAAAUUUACUCAACAAGCAAUACAAAGCGGAUAAACGUGCUGAAAUCGAGAAGUGGCAGCGCGAACGGCAAUUGCAACAGGAACGCGAAGAUGAAAUGCGCGAAAUGGCAUUGAAGCUGAGACGAAGGCAACGCGAACUGCGGCAUCGUUACGGCACGCCAUCCAGUGGCAAGGAUUCAGAUAGUGAUGCUUCGGGUACAAUGAAGUCAACACAACAGCCAUCACAACGGCACAGCAAAUCACCUGGUGUCGGUACCACUAUUUCUGCUGCGGCUGCGAUCGAAAAGCAACUUUCACAAAGCCAACAGCAAACGGCCGCUCGUGGGAAAGAUGAACAAACACAGGACCGUCAUUAUUAUACUACCACAGCGCAUCAUCACGCUAGAUCUUCACAACGUAGUAGAAGUCGAGAGGAUCGUACGACGCAUCGUUCGCGCAGUCGUAGUCAAUCUUAUUAUCAAUCGCAGCGCUCGGCCCCUGUCGAAAGGCGUUCACGUUCACGUUCGCGUAAUCGUCGCAGCGCUUCGAGACGUCGACGUCGCAGUGCUUCACGUUCUCGCUGGCAGCGUGAGGCCAGUCGUGAACGUACAUCACGUUAUCAACGCACUCAGCGGUAUGAUGAGCGUGAUCGAGAACGGGAUAAGGACAGGGAUCGCGGUAGGCGAUCACGUUCUAGAAACGAAGCGCGCUCUCGUGAUAGUUAUCGUGAUCGCGAUAGGGAUAGGGAAAGGGAAAGGGAGCGUGAUAGGAAUAGGGAUAGAGAGCGUGAACGUGAACGUGAUCGCGAUAGAGAUAGAGAUCGUGAUCGACAGAACGACAGAGACAAGGAACGGCAGCAACGCGAUGCGGCUGGCAACAGACAAGAAGCGGCCACCGGCAGUGGCAACAAUACAAGUAAUAAUAAUAGAAACCGCAUUGUCAUCUCGGCACCGCCUAAACUAAAGAAACUAGUUGAUUACUAAACAGAGUACUGAAAAGAAGGUUGUAGCUUCCAAGCGUGUUGAUUGUUUCGGUUUCUUUUGUUGUAACUUUUUUUUUUUAUACAAAUAAGGGUUGAAUUAUUUAAAUACAGUUAAUUGCUUGCAUAAUAAUUGGAAAGUGGAGUUUAUUCAUAAUAAAUAUCAUUGAAUUGUUGGCAAAUAGAAA